Messenger RNA from Sceloporus undulatus (fence lizard), 1715 nucleotides. It is a transcript of the gene GC, whose product is annotated as GC vitamin D binding protein. The transcript has 13 exons. The record is from RefSeq and is a predicted model, not a curated record. The coding region runs from base 97 to 1551 and encodes 484 amino acids. Gene Ontology annotation, molecular function: vitamin D binding; vitamin transmembrane transporter activity. Gene Ontology annotation, cellular component: cytoplasm; blood microparticle. Gene Ontology annotation, biological process: vitamin transport. Lineage: Eukaryota; Metazoa; Chordata; Lepidosauria; Squamata; Phrynosomatidae.
UAGGAAAAACCCUUCCAUUGCUUUUGCCAAACAGACUCCUAAAAGAAAGACGGGGUUAAUUUAAUCUUCCUUUCCUGGGAUUAUCAGAGAAGAAAAAUGAAGGUCGUGAUCAGCAUCUUUCUACUGGUGUUAACAUGCAGCCAUGCUCUCGAGAGAGGACGAGAUUACUUCCAAGAGAAAAUCUGUCAAGAAUUCAACAGCUUGGGAAAAGAUAAGUUCCGUAGCAUAUCAAUUGUCUUGAACAGCAGAAAGUAUUCCAGUGCUACAUAUGAAGAAGUAAUCAGCAUUGUGAAUGAAAUUGUGGCACUUGCAGAAAAAUGCUGUGUUGAAGGGGCUGACGCCGAGUGCUAUACCACUGAGUCUUCAGCUCUCUCAGCCAAAUCCUGUGGUCCAAAUUCCCCUUUCCCUAAGCAUGCAGACACACCUAAAUGUUGCACUGAGGAAGGCCUGUCUCGAAAACUCUGCCUGGCAGCCUUGAAACAUCCACCUAAGGAGUUCUUCACAUAUGCAGAACCAUCUAAUGAUGAACUCUGUGAAGCCUUCAAGAAGGAUCCCAUAGAAUUUGCAGAAAGGUUUCUAUAUGAGUAUUCCAGUGACCAUAGCCAUACUCCAUUGCCAUUGCUGCUGACGUCUACGACAACCUACUUGUCCAUUGUUGGAACUUGCUGUGCCCAUGCACAACCCGCAGUCUGCUUAUUGAAAGAGAGGCUAGAAAGGAAAUCUCUUCGGACACUUACACAUCUAUCCAACAAAGCAUGCUCCCGCUAUGCCUUGUUUGGGAAAGCUAAAACAAAGCUCAGCUAUUUCAUAACAUUUACCCAGAGAAGUCCAAAUGCUUCCUUUGAAGAUAUCUUAUCGCUAGCUGAAGAUUCUGCUGAAGUGCUUUCCAAGUGCUGUGAUUCUUUGGAAGAGGACUGCAUCCAGAAGGGAGUUCUGGCACACACAGCCAAAAUCUGUGAAAAACUUCCAGCUAGGGAUGAAAGAGUUGAACAUUGUUGCUCUGAAGUAAAUGGCUUGAGGAAAUAUUUAUGCAUCUAUUCGCUUCCUUGGGCCAAACCUGUUGAUCUUCCCGAUUAUGUACCAUCAAGUGAAGAAGUCCUCUGUGGUGAAGGGCAAGAGAGAGCACUCUAUGACUAUGUAUAUUACAUGACUCGGACUUUUCCACGUGCUCCAGAAGCUAUUCACACUGCCUUAUAUGAUGCUGGCCAAAAGGUAGUGAAUGCCUGCUGCAGUGCCCCAGAUGUCCAUGCUUGUUUUAAUCAGAAGAGACCUGAGGCAACAAGUGAACUAUUUCAAUUGCUCUCCAAAGGGAAUCAGCUCUGUGAUGCUUAUACAGAUCAUCCAUUCCUAGAUUUCAAGAAGAGGCUAAGAGAGGCUUUUAUCAAGAUGUUUCCCACUGCUACUGAAGAUACCAUUUCCACAAUGAUUGAGCAGAGGGCCACUUUCGCCUCCACCUGUUGCCUUUUGAAUGCACCUCCGUUAUAUUGCGGAUUGAAGGUAAAAACCGAAGUUGCACAGACAUGUACUGCUGACCUCUGUAUGAAGAACUAAUUGUGGGAAGAUGAUCGAGAAAUGCUUGUUAGAAGCUCAGAUGCAACAUGAAAAGCUUUAAGGGACAGAACACCUGUCUGUGGCUUUUAUCACGCCUGUGGUACCACUGCUGCCUUCCAACAUAUGUAUUACCUUUUGAAGUCAUAAUAAAGGCUCUAUUCUUA